Messenger RNA from Micromonas commoda, 2556 nucleotides. RefSeq lists its product with no specific name. The transcript has 4 exons. Lineage: Eukaryota; Viridiplantae; Chlorophyta; Mamiellophyceae; Mamiellales; Mamiellaceae. The record is from RefSeq and is a predicted model, not a curated record. Bases 1 to 2556 code for a protein of 851 amino acids.
AUGUCGUUCGGGGGUAAAGCGGCGCACGAUGCGCUGCAACGUCUCGCCAUCUCCGUCGACCCACCCCGCGCCUUCGUCGACCGCGACGUCCGCGCCGCCAACCUCCGCCGGCUCCGCGACGACGCCGUCGGCGAGUGCCUCCGGAUCUUCCAGCUGUGCGCAGCGCCCGCGCUGGGGGACGGGGGAAACCUUCGCCUGGUGUUGACGCCGUGCGUGCGAUGGUGCGUGUGCGCGAGGCUGUUGCGGGCGGUGGGUCGGCGGGUGGACGAGGCGGUGCGGCGGGACGUGGCGGCGGCGGUGGAGGCCGUCGCCGCCGCCGCGCGCGAGCGCGUCGAGCGCGACGAGGAGGACCAAAGAUCCGACGGAUUCGCCCAGUCGGACGGCGGUCCGUCGACGGCGACGACGCAGCCGGCGCGGUAUCGUUCCCCCGUCGAGAGGACGAUGACGGUCAAGCCGCGGCGAAGCGACCGGAGCACCACCGGCUCGUCCCAAACGCGUCUCAUCGAGGACGCCGAGCGCGUCGUCGCGGCGCUCGCGGACCAGAUGCUCGGCGGAUGGAAAGGCGCGCCGGCGGAAAGCGGCGACUCACCGGGCGGUGACCCGACGGACGACGCGGAGCGCGAGUGGCGCGACGUCGCGAACGACGCCGCGCGCGACUUCGCCGACGCCGUCGAGCACCCGCUCGCGAGCGCGCUCCUCCGCGACUCAGACGAUGUCGGAUUAGCCGUGACCGAGUGCGUCGAUCGGAUGCUCACCCCCGCAGCCGUCGCCGUCGCCAACGCCGCCGCGCGCGUCGCCGCCGGCGCGGAUGAUGUCACGCGCGAGGGCCAUUCGCAUUGGACGGCGUUCGAGCCACCCGCGGCGUGCGCCACCGCCGCCGCGGAUUGCUGCGAUCGCGUCCGGACAGCCGCGGAGAAAGCCUUUUCGAGAUUAAGACUCGAGAAUGAGAAAGAGAAUGAGGGACGCGAGCACGAUCGAGGGACAUCCGCCGGGGGUGGGUUCGGGUUCGGGUUCGGCAUCGCGGCGUUCACGGGGAGCGCGGGUGCGGGGGGCGGUGACUCACCGGGCGGUGACUCACCGGGUACCCGUGAUUUUCCCCGAUCCCGCGACACCCGCGCGACGUCGCUGGCGCGUCUGGCGCUGAGACGAACGUGCGAGGCGGGAACAGUCGCGGAGGAGCUGGCGGUUGUAGCGAGGACGGCGCACGCGGCGGUCUCGGCGGUUUCAGCGGUUUCGAGGCAUGGUUCGCGAAUGAGAACCCGAAGGUCGGGAGUUAAAACCCCGCACGGGGCGACGACGACGGCGAAUUCGGAGGAGGAGGAGGAGGAGGAGGAGGGGAUUCGGGCGGCGAGGGCGGACGCGAGACGCGCGCUGCGUUCGUGCGACAGCGCGGCGCGUUGCGCUCGCGCGCUCGCGGACAAAAAAAUCACUGCCGCGCUCUACCUCCCCCUUAUCACAGUCGCUACUAGAGGAACGACGAACUCGCUCGCCGCCGCCGGGAGACGAAGAGGCGGAGGGUUCGUCGUGAUUCACGGGUCGCAGGCGGCGAGAGACUUCGCCAGGGAAGGAGACGGCAUCGCGCUCGCGGCGGGCUUCGAUACCGAGUUCGUGCGGCACCCGACCGGUCCCUUCCUCGCGCAUUUCGUCGCGGCGUGCGGAGCGGUGGAGGCGGCGUUGCGAUCGCAGCGAACUCUCGACGUGAACGACGACGACGACGACGACGAGGGGAGGGACGAUCCCGUCGAAGGAACGCGCGCCCCGGGGGGAAGGGAGACGAGAAUCUCGCGUUGGAUGUCAGUCCCGACGAUUCGGCAAAGUCGGCGAGAGGGAGACGGGUCCGCGGAGCGCGACGCGUACGCGCGGGCGGCGGCGCGUGUCGUGUUGUGCGCGUGUCGCACCGUCCGCGGCGGCGAUGCGCUCGAUUUCGUCCACGAUCUGUUCCCGCCCGCCGCGGGUUUCGUCGCGGGGACGGCGCAGCCCUCCGAGACGGCGGGAUUUUACGACGAGGAAAUGAUCCGGGAGGAGGAUUCCUUUGCCUCCGAGCCGAACUCCACGGAUGGAGGACGCGAGCCGGUUCGAGAAGGCGGCGCGGGGGGAAGGGACGCGACGGGAACGACGCGGGGAAAGACGUCUUCUUACCAAAACUCCACGGCGGGUUCGGUCGGAACGAACGAGCGCCGUUUGAAAGCGAGAGUUCAAACCGCGGCGGUUUCAAACGGCGGUUUCAAACGACGAGAGUUUUCGCCGGUGGAGGUGCGGGUCACGCGUCGACGCGUCGUCGUCACGUCACGGGACGGGUUCGUCGUGAGCCGGGACGAAGGCGUUUUAGAAGGUUCCAGAAGGUUGGACGGGGGCGUUCCGACCGACCUUCGCGCGUGGUGCGUCGUCUGCGUCGUCUCCGAACAGACGCUCGAGCCGACUCUUCGGGGUUCGGUUCAUCCGUCGCGGCUGGCGCAGCUGGAGCCGGGGACGACGUCGAUCCGGCUGGACCCGCGCGCGUCCAGGGAACGCAUGGACGCGCGUCUCCGCGCGCUCCGGUCGGGGAAUCGGACGUGA